Molecule: messenger RNA, 4550 nt
Organism: Hydra vulgaris (swiftwater hydra)
Lineage: Eukaryota; Metazoa; Cnidaria; Hydrozoa; Anthoathecata; Hydridae
Product: polyamine-transporting ATPase 13A3
Biological process (GO): transmembrane transport; intracellular calcium ion homeostasis
Cellular component (GO): membrane
Molecular function (GO): ATP hydrolysis activity; ATPase-coupled monoatomic cation transmembrane transporter activity; ATP binding
Source: RefSeq, a predicted model, not a curated record
UUUAAAUGUUUAGCCUGUUUUUAAGCAUAUUAAAAGUUUAUCCAUAAAAAUCAAUUGAAUGGUCAAGCAACAAUCUAAGGGCGCUAGAAAUUCCACUGAAUUGCAGAAUGCUUGCGAUAUUACAGAGAUUCAGAAUUCAAACAAGCCUCUUUUAUCUGAAGAUAUCAGCGUCGUAAGCAAAAAAAGCUUGAAUGCCGCUAUCGUGUUAUGCAAAUGCUGUUUUAUGAAAUUCAACGCGCACAAUUGAGUAUUUUUGAAAAUAAAUCAGUGUUCGAUAAAAAUAUUCUGAAGAACACUCCGGUUGCUUUUUCUAACCACAUUCAUCAAACCAAACAUUUAGGCGUCUGUGUAACAUUUUUCCGGCACACUAGUAAAUCUUUUAAAUGAAGCUUGGCAAAAUGAUUGCUCCUUCUAAAGUUUAAAAAUAUCCUAAUCCUUUGGAAACUAUGGUAAUUCUGCAAGCACGGAACAACUAUGAUGUAAAUGUCUUAAACGCUAUUCCUGUACACGAAGGAACCGAACACGAAUUUUCUGUUGUAGGUUAUCGUCGAAAUAUCAUUUUGACUGCAACUUUUGCACUUUUUGGCGUUUUUACUGGUGGUUUUUUAUAUUUGUUAGGGUAUUGGUAUCCAAUUCGACGCCUCAAAUUUACCCAUGACAAGUGUACUUUAAAGGACGCAUCGUCUGUAGUUAUAACAACUUUAAUUGGAAAAUGUGACUAUGUAUCAAAAAUAAAAACGUUAAAGUCGAAGCGUUCAGAUCGACAUGACAACAAUCUAUCUGCAUUUGAAAAACAUAUUCUCUCUAAUUCUGAGCUGCGUUAUUUUGAGCACAUGUUUUUAAGGUAUUAUAUUAGUGACGAAUCAGAUAAACUAAUUUCAAUAUGGGGAGCAGACAACUGUUUAACAUUUUCAGAUUUGCGGUCGGCAAACGGGUUGAGUAAUGAGACGGCAAAACUAAAGUUAGUAAUUUACAACGAGAACUACAUUAACAUACCAUCGAAACCUUAUUGGCUUGUAUUUUUUCAAUUAUCCUUAGAUCCGUUUUACAUAUUUCAAUUGUUUAGUGUUAUCCUAUGGAUUACUGAUGAUUAUGUAUUAUAUGCUUGUCUAAUUAUUGCAAUGACCUUAUUAUCACUUUUUUUCAACACUUAUCAGACUAAGAAAACUCUGCAGCGUUUGCGCGAUAUGAUUGCCAAAGAAACAGAAAUACAAAUAUUUCAAAAUACUAAUUCUGAAAUAAAAAAUAAUAAAAUUAUAACAAAAUCUUCUCGCCUUGUAGUUCCUGGAGAUAUUCUGAUUAUACCUGUAAAUGGACUUGAACUUCCCUGUGAUGUGGUUUUAUUGAAUGGCAGUUGUGUUGUAAAUGAAAGUUCAUUAACAGGUGAGAGUAUACCAACUGUAAAAACAGCUAUAGAUGAGUCGAUACCAUCUAAUGAAUGUUACAAUUCUAAUUUUCAUAAACAACACACCAUGUUUAAUGGGACUAAAGUAAUACAAGCUAAAAAUGAUGGAGAAAAUGAGUUCAUUUUAGCUUUAGUAGUUCGUACGGGUUUUUAUACACUAAAAGGAAGUUUAAUCCGGUCUAUUAUAUUCCCAAAACCUAUUCACUUCACAUUUUUUCGAGAUUCAAUGAGGUUCAUAUUUUGCAUGGCUUUAAUAGCAAUUGCUGGUUUUAUUUACACAGUUGUUGUAUUUAUAAAAUAUAAUGCCAGUUCCAUGCUUAUUCUUAAAAAAGCAUUGGAUUUAUUUACAAUUAUUAUACCUCCUGCUCUUCCUGCUACAAUGUCUGUUGGCUUACUUUAUGCUCUUCGAAGACUUCGUAAGCAAGAUAUAUUUUGUAUUGAUCCUAAUAGAGUAAAUGUUUGUGGAAAAAUUAAACUUGUUGUAUUUGAUAAAACUGGAACUUUAACUGAAGACCAUUUGACAGUUUCUGGUGUUUUGCCAGUGGUAGAUGGAAAUAUUGGGAGUUUACUAAAUGAUCCUUGUGACUUGGAUGGAUCAGUUAUUUUAAAAGCCAUGGCAACAUGUCAUAGUCUUUCGAUCAUAGAUAAUAAAACAUCUGGAGAUCCUAUUGAUAUGUACAUGUUUAACUUUGUUGGUUGGUCAUUAAAAGAAGAUAAUUUUGAGGAUUUGUCUGAAGAUUCUGUAAUACCAUCAAAACUCAUCCCACAUAUAAAAACCAUAGUUACACCAUCUACAAUAUUGUCAAAUAAUGUUUCUUAUUCUAAAAAUUCAAAAUGUCUUGCUGUUUUAAAACAGUUUACAUUUGAUUCAGGGUUGCAAAGGAUGAGUGUUAUUGUUAAAGAUUUUCAAGAAAAUUUUUUAACUGCCUUUUCUAAAGGAUCUCCUGAAAAAAUACUAGCUAUGUGCAAUGAAUGCAGUAUUCCUCCCGAUAUAAAUGAUGAGUUAAAAAAGUAUACACAAGUUGGUCAUCGAGUAUUAGCUGUGGCUUUUAAAAAACUACCAUUAGCUUUUGAAUGGGAUGAUAUUAAAAAAAUACAGCGUCACGAAGUUGAAUGUAACCUGAAUUUUGCAGGAAUCAUAAUAUUUGAAAAUGUUGUUAAAGUAGGAACAUAUGAAACAAUAAAUACACUUUCUUGUGCUAAUAUCAGAUCAAUCAUGGCCACUGGAGAUAAUCUUUUAACAGCAUCUUUUAUUGCUAGAGAGCUUCACAUGGUUUUACCACACCAGAAAAUUAUAGAGUUGUCUAUAGUUGAUGGGGUAGAGGUUUAUAAAGAACACCUUAUUAAAAAAUCUGAAAGAGUUGAAGAAAUUAAUUCUGAGAACACUAAGUUAAUGAUAAAUGAUUCAUAUAACAUUUGGUCUGGACAAAACAAGCUUAAUUAUGUUUUAGCAGUGACAGGUUCAUCUUAUGAAGUUAUACAUCAAGAACAUUCUUAUUUGCUACCAAAAGUACUAGUUACUGGGGUGGUGUUUGCUAGAAUGUCUCCUGAGCAGAAAACAAUGUUGAUUGAUGAUCUCAAAGAUAUUGGUUAUGGUGUUUGUAUGUGUGGAGAUGGUGCAAAUGAUUGUGGAGCAUUAAAAGCAGCUCAUGCUGGAAUAGCUUUAUCGUGCGCAGAAGCUUCGAUUGCAGCACCAUUUACCUCCAAAAUGUUUAACAUAUCAUGUGUUCCUUCACUUAUAAUGGAGGGUCGUGCAGCACUUGCAACAGCCUUUGGUACUUUCAAAUACAUGGCACUUUACAGUUUUAUUCAGUUUUUUGGAAUGUUAAUUUUAUACUCUGUUAAGUCUAAUUACUCGAACAAUCAGUUUUUGUUUGUUGACAUUGUAUUAAAUUUGCCACUUGUGUUCGCAAUGACUCAGUCUAAUGCCAAUACUAAAUUAGCCAUCAAACGACCUCUAGGGCGGUUAGUUCAUCCAAUAUUUAUAGGCUGCAUUGUUGCCCAGUUAAUUCUUUUAAUAUUAGUACUGCUUAGCGCUUUUUUUUCUGUCCGUGCUAUGAAUUGGUAUCGCCCACCAUCAAAUUUUUCAAAUAGUGGCGAAAUAGAGUUUUUUUCUUUUGAAAACACUGCAGUAAUAGUUGUUUCGCUUUAUGAGUAUGUAUGGUUGUCGCUGGCAUGCUUUAAAGGUCCACCUUACAGAGCUCCCAUAUACUAUAAUUACAUAUACGGACUUGCAUUUUUUCUCGCUAUAGGACUAAUCCUGUAUGUAACAAUUAAUCCAAUUAAGUUAAUUAAAAAUUGGCUUACUUUAGUAGAUCUUCCUGGCUAUGAGUUUGUAAUUGGCUUGCUUGGUAUUGCUUUUGGGAGUUUAAUUUUAGUCCUUUUAAUGGAAAGAAUUUUUGAUUCAAAAAGUAUUAAGUUGCUAAGUGAUAAACUUCGUAGGAAAAAAGAGCCGAGGAAUCAGUACAAGCAUGUACUCAAAGAGUUACACGAAAAUUCCGACUGGCCUCCUUUGAUUUAAUAAAAAUUUUCAAAUGCGUCAUUUCUUGCAUCAAGGUUUACAUUAUUAAAUAUUUAGUAUAAUGACCUUUAGAAAAAAUUGUAAUUUUUAAAUUGACAGGCUGUAACAAAUUUUAGAUAAGUAUUUACAAUGCUCUUGACAUGAUCCAACUCAUUAUAUUUUGCUAUGGUUUAGAUGUUUAAAAAAUGUAUUUUUUUAAAUUUUCUAAUAUUUAAUUUUGUAUUUUCUUGUAGGAGAAUAAAGUUUUUGUUUAAAAGAUGUCGACAGAAAUAAUCUAUAAAUUUUCUUUAAAAAAGCUCAUACGCUGGAUCCUUUAGAGGAUAUACUUGUAAAUUUGUAUUUUUUUUUUUUAAAUUCUCGUUAAGAUUUCAAUAUAUACUUUUCUAUAUUUAUAUAUAACAUCUAUUUUUUUUAUAGAUUUUUAAAUUCAAUAAUUUAUUAUUUUCCAUUUUAGAGUUUAUUUUGUUUAGCUUUCAUUUUUCUUAAAAUAAAAUGUUUUUGUAUAAUUAAAACAAAAAUUCAAGUUUGUAAAUUCAGCAGAUUUGAUUAGAGUCCGAUAAUCAACAUAAGAUUUAUUUUUGAGAUGUCUCGAGUUUUAUGGAAAAUGUCCAAGAUCACAACUUU